AUGUAUAUUCCGAAAAAGAAUUUAAAAGAAAAUUGGGAAGAAGUAGAAUACCUAAUUGAAAAUUACCCAUUAGCUACAAUAAUAACAAUAGAUGAAGGUUCAAUUAUAGCAAAUCAUAUACCAUUUGUUUUAAAAAUUGAUGAAUCCGGUGGAUCAAAAAAAUUAUUAGCACAUAUAGCAAAAUCAAAUCAUCAAAUUCCUUCAUUAAAAUCAAAUGAUAAUGUUGUUGUCAUAUUUCAAUCUAUAAAUUCAUAUAUAACACCAGAAUAUUACCCCACAAAACAAGAAACUCAUAAAGUUGUACCUACAUGGGAUUUUGCAAGUGUUCAUAUUCAUGGUAUUUCAAAAAUAAUAGAUGAUUUUGAAUUUGUAAGAAAUCAAUUAAAUUUAUUAGCUGAUCAAGAAGAAGGUAAAAAACCAACAAAUCAAAAAAAAUGGAAAGUUAAUGAAGCUCCUGAAAAUUAUUUAAAAAUUAUGCAAAAAAAUAUUGUUGGAUUAGAAAUUGAAAUUACAAGUUUUGAAUGUAAAUAUAAAUUACAACAAGAUAUGAGAAAACAAGAUUUAGAUGGUGUUAUUGAAGGUUUAGCUAAUGAUAAUAAAAUUGAAUUAUCUGAAUUAACUAAAAAGACAAAUUAUGAAGAUACUCAAUAG
This is a messenger RNA of Lodderomyces pseudojiufengensis, 651 nucleotides long. RefSeq lists its product as uncharacterized. The transcript has a single exon. The record is from RefSeq and is a predicted model, not a curated record. Bases 1 to 651 code for a protein of 216 amino acids. Lineage: Eukaryota; Fungi; Ascomycota; Pichiomycetes; Serinales; Debaryomycetaceae.